CUCACUAGCUACAUAUAUAAACCCCUUUGUUGUUGCCUUCUUUCCAUCUAGCUCCGCCAUGGCUUUCGUCCUUUCUGAUCUCCUGGUGUCUCCAAUUACUGGUCCUUCUGAAACUGCUGAUGUUCGAAAGGUUCCGGUUGGUCCUUUAAAACUGGAAGAUGCCAUUAGGCCUCCCACAAAUUUAUACACGACUAAGGCACCUCAUACUGCUACCAUCCUUUCUGUUAGGCAAAUUUCAGGUCCUAGUUGUGCUGAUAAGAUAUACGAAAUCAUAUUUGAUCAUCGUGGCUUUAUGAGUUACAAGGAGGGGCAAGCCUUCGGUGUUAUGGUCCCGAAUGCGGAUAAUCCGUUUGUACCAGGGUGUGCCGAGGGGCUUAGGACUAUCUUUAGUGCUUCCUCAAGGUAUGGAGAUUACUUUAAUGGCAGAACAACUACCAUACUUGUGAAACUUAACAAAUACGACGAGACCUUGAGGAAUUUAUGCAAUGCAAGACGUGGAUAUCAUCUUCAACUCACAGGCCCCUCCUUGGAGGCAACUCUUUUGGGGGAUUAUAGUCCCACUGCCACUCACAUAUUUGUGGCUCAAUCUGGGGCAUCCAUUGGUCCUUUCAGAGCCCACAUUCGCCGUUUCUUCAAAGAAGUUAUUCCCACGUUCAAAUUCUCUGGCCAAGUAUGGCUAUUCUAUGGGAGGAAGGACCAACCCCAACCCGAUUGUCGAAUAUACAACGAUGAAUUUGAGCAAUACCAGGAGGACUACCCACGAAACUUCCACUAUUAUUUCUACAACGACAUUUUGUCCCAAAAUUUAGCUGGAACGGUAAUUAAUCUAUUGACUAAGAACGGAGCUUACAUAUACCUGGUUGGGCCUCAUGGCAUGGUAGAUAAUGCUGAUACCACCUUCACCAAUAUUGACCCACAUUGGCCAAUUCAGAAACCUAUACUAGUAGAGAAGAACCAGUGGCGCGUACAAGAUGACGAUUAUUGACAUCCAUGCAUGUCGUCUCUCUCUUCUCUUCUCUUAUGAUCAUUAUAAAUAAUUACCUAUUAUGCAUGAUCAUGAGUUUAAAUAAGUGUCUUAUAUAUGUGUGUAUUCCUGUUUCUCGAUGUGUGUAUGCUAUAAAUAUCUCGUACCUUUUCCCAUCUAUCUCUACGCUACUAUUAUGAGAUUAUGGGAAACUAAAGCUAUUUGAGUUGUACGUCCAAACUCGGUAGAAAGCGACCUUCUAUUUUCAUGAGCAAUAAUUUACCCCAAUCCAUCAUCUGCUAGAGUUUAUAAUAAAGUAUACUUAGUCUUGU
Humulus lupulus (European hop) is the source of this 1296-nucleotide messenger RNA. Its product is annotated as ferredoxin--NADP reductase, root isozyme, chloroplastic-like. The record is from RefSeq and is a predicted model, not a curated record. Lineage: Eukaryota; Viridiplantae; Streptophyta; Magnoliopsida; Rosales; Cannabaceae. The coding region runs from base 59 to 985 and encodes 308 amino acids. Gene Ontology annotation, molecular function: oxidoreductase activity. The transcript has 3 exons.